This is a messenger RNA of Daucus carota subsp. sativus, 2029 nucleotides long. RefSeq lists its product as uncharacterized. Bases 344 to 2029 code for a protein of 561 amino acids. Gene Ontology annotation, molecular function: cysteine-type peptidase activity. The transcript has 7 exons. NCBI's taxonomy places the organism in Eukaryota, Viridiplantae, Streptophyta, Magnoliopsida, Apiales, Apiaceae. Gene Ontology annotation, biological process: proteolysis. The record is from RefSeq and is a predicted model, not a curated record.
AAAAGAACAACACAGAACAAAUCUGAGCCCUUAAUUUAAAUGAACACGUGUACGUAGGAGAUUAAAUAGACAUUAAUGAAAAAGAAAAACAGUUGAGAAUUACCGUUGUUUCUCUCUCUAAACCCUCGCACGACUCUCUCUGCUCCGUCACUCUCUCCGCUCAGCGACUCUCUCAGCACUGCCUCAGCACCUCUCACCGCCUCUCUCUCACCGCCUCUCUCUUGCCGCCUCAUCACCGUCUCUGCGCCGCCUCGCUCCGCUCCAUUUUUCUGAGCUCACCGCCUCUCUCCGCUUCAUUUUUCUCUCUCAGCACCUCUCUCCCCUUCAAUUUUCUCUAUAUAAGAUGCAUCGACAUAUAGGUACACAAUCUAAAAUAAAAUUGAGAUCAAGCAGCAGAAGUCAAAGAAGCAGUAAAAGAAAUAUUGUUAGACGGACUGAGAAAUUAACCACAUUUCAAUUUGAUCGAUAUGCCAGUGAGGUGUGGGAUAAAAUUGCUGUCUCGUGCGGUUUUAAUUGCUCUGUUGUGGACUCAAUCUGGUAUAGUAUUUUUUGUGGAGGAGAUAAAUAUAAAGAAAAAGUUGUUCGUUGGAUGCUGAAAAAUGACAGAUUGGAAAACAGAUACAUCUUUGUUCCAAUUUGUAAAUCGAACCACUGGACUUUGUUAAUCCUCUGCAAUUUGGGAGAGGAUUUCAAUUCAGAAUCCAAGAGUCCUUGUAUGUUGUUCUUGGACUCUCUGCGAAUAAGAGAGGAAAACAUGGAACCAGAAAUUAGAAGAUUCGUUUCUGCAUUGUAUAAAAAAUGGAAGCCAGAAUUGAAUGAUGAUGAUAUAGCAAAUAUUCCAUUCAAAUGUCCUAAAGUUUCACAACAGAAGGAUGGAAUUCAAUGUGGCUAUUAUGUUCUGUACUACAUGUAUCGUUUCUUGAUGGAUAGUCCAAUAUGGUUUAAUAUCCAUAAGGAUUAUCCCGGAUUUCUAAGCAAGUACUGGUUCAAGGAAGAUGAAUAUAAGUUAUUCUAUGAGAAUAACUUUAACAUUUUCAAAGCCUCUGGAUCAGAAAAUAAGGAUGAUUCUGCAGUUCAAAUAAAGGAUGAAGAUAAGGAAGAUUCUGAAGUUCAAAUCAUCCAUGUUGAAGAUAAAGUUGAGUUGGAAGCACAUGAUGAAGUCAUUAAACUUCAUACCCCUGCUUCAUCAUCAAAAAAGAGAAAAGAGCUUGAAAAACCAGAUGGACAACAACAAUCUCCUAUUACGGAGCAAGUACGUCCACGUAAAUCUCCAAGACGUACCAAACAAAAAAUGGAAGAAGAUGACGGACAAGAACAAUCUCCUAUUCAGCAACAGACAGUAGCAAGAGUUGAAAAACUUGAAAGUCCAUGUGAUUCUGUUAUGGAGCAAGUUCGUCAACGUAAAUCUGCAAGACGUACCAAACAGAAAAUGGAAGAAGAUGAUCGAAGGAGGAUGACAAGAGGCCAAAAGAGGAAAAUUGAAUCGCAGGCAAACAAAAAACGAGUCCAAUGCAAAAAAAAUCAAGUGAAAAGAAAUAAGCCUAACAAGAAAGAAAAGAGAAAGCUGCCUGAUGAAAGUGAUAACUCAUUGGAGGAUGAAACAGAUGGAGAAGAUGAACCUGGAAAUUUAAUUCCAAAGAAGAUAAAAAUAAGAGCUCGUGCAAGCACAUUCUCCAAAGUUAUAAGUCAACUUUCAAAAGCUCAAAAGGAAUGGAUUCAAAAUGCGGGAUUUGGUGAUUUACUGCUAUUUUGUAUGAAUAAAAUUCCAAAAAAAAUGGCAGUAAAUGUUCUUUGGUAUUACGACCCUUAUGAAAAUGUGCUACAUCUCAAGGGACCCCAAGUAAUUAGAAUAAAGGAGGACGAUGUACAUGAUGUUCUAGGGUUUCCAAAAGGCAACAGGGAUGUUGUAUUUGCUGCUGAUAAAGAAAAGUUGGAUGCGUGGAGAUCACAAUUUCCAGAGAAAAUAGCUCCACAUAAAGUGACAGAGAAGAUGGUGUUCUCUGCUAUGAAAAAAAACCAGGGAUGCUGA